Molecule: messenger RNA, 3840 nt
Organism: Alternaria infectoria
Lineage: Eukaryota; Fungi; Ascomycota; Dothideomycetes; Pleosporales; Pleosporaceae
Exons: 3
Coding region: 1-3840 (1279 amino acids)
Source: RefSeq, a predicted model, not a curated record
AUGCCUCCUACUGCAGUCGAACAGGAUACCGGCAAACGCUCCCAUAUGUCAUGGGCCAAAAAAGCCAUACCGUUGAAGAGCACGGCAAUCUUCAAGAAGACCGAUCACAGUCAAGAAUGGCAUGCGGAGGUGGAGGCCACUGCUGGGGUACUACACCCCUCGCACCAUCGAUUCCCAUGGGGCUUCAUCCGCAAUCACACCGAUACCUAUCUCAAGAAGAAAGGCAAGAUCAGCCAAGAAGAGGCGGAUAGGAGGCUUUCGAUGUUGGUUCAGACACAUCCGGCAAGAGACGUCGCCAUAGCUUCCGUAGCGCAUGCUAUGUCCGUGGAGAGCUUGAGCCAAUUACUACGAGCUGAAACGAAUGUUAUGUGUGGAAGCUAUUGGGGCCUCGACACUUGGCUACAGAGCGUGAUAGCUGCGCAUGAAGGCAAUCCUGCUUUGGUUACACGUCUGCAAGCAGAAUGGGCACGCACACUCUUACCCUAUGCGACCACCGGCGCCAGUGCAGCCGGCUGCUAUCUGAAGGGCGUAAAGCGAGCCUUGACGAACCACAAAACCCGUAAUACGGACGUCGAUCUUCACAACUUCGCGGUGCUCUUACGACGAGCUAUAAAAGAUUAUGCGGAGCAGCUGAAUGGCUUCCGGUUGACAUGUAAUUGGGUAGCAGCUAAGAAAGCAGUAGACUGGAUGAUCGAACUGGACGUGUCGUCGUCUUCGGAUUCACCUUUCACCAACAUAGAAACUGUCUUCGAUUGCCACCACUUCCCGGCCUGGAGAAUGUGGGCCUCUUGGAGACCGGAUUUUGAUCGUAUCACGCGUUUCUCUAGGAUAGACACCAUUCAUAUGUCGACUAUCCUCGACGUCGCAGCUCUGGAAGGACCUGAUAUGAUCACAGGUACUAAGCAUACCUUACGUCAGGGUUUGAUAGCGGGCUAUGGCGAACAAAGGAACUGGGUACACUACCGCGGCCUGAUCAUCGAGGUCCCUGAGCACACAAAAGCAUGUUUAUCGACCAGCCUAGAAAGACUCGUGGUAAGGUUGGACGCUGUCUCCACUUCGCUGCCCCAGGGCGAAAGCCUCUUCAAUCUGUUUCGAGCAUUGACCAUCGGCGGAACAAUUACGAAGAGCAGCUUGGAUCUUUUCGACGCUUCGUUAGAGAUUGCAUGUACACCGGAGAAAGAUAAUCAUGCCUUCAUUCGCGAACUAUGGUCCGAGAAGGAGCAAAUCGGCGGACUCCAUAUCCAUGCUCUUCAAAAACUCCUCCAUCUCCUCAACGCACCAAAAGCGACGGUUUUUCGCGAGCUUUUCCUCCAAGAUUGGCUAUUCGAGGGCAUUGGAGAGUGCUUUCGCGAGUGCCAAUCAGUCGUAAAGAAUCAGAUAAAGACGUCGGCUUGGUUACGCCUUCUACUAGAGCUACACACAUUUUGCAUGGCUGUGAAAGCAUCUGAACAUGUAUUCUCGCGACUGAAGCCUGCUGUCCGAGCGGAUGUCGGCGCAUGGCCCAGCGCUAAACGAAUGGCAUCGAUCAAGGAGAUAUACGUCGCCGCCCAAAAUCUACAUCAAAACGAAUUGCAGACAAGACACACGUUCGUCUGGGUCGAUCCUGAUACCUCGACCGAGUCCCCCUUAUUCGCAUCCGAUGCGAAAGAUCAGAAAUCACGGCACGCACUUGAAGAAAUCAUCGAGAAACACUGUGUCGACCACAUGCUUACUGCCGAAGUAUCUUGCGACAAUACUGAGCAGAUAUUGCGUGAUAUCCUUGAAGUCUGGGAGAAUACCGGAGAAGGUGUGGAUGAUGUUGACCGGCGCAUGCUAGCUAUACUGGUUUCAAGAGAUAUCGACAAUCCUUCUGGACACACGUGCGAAUGUAUCUAUGAGCUCGCAGUAGAUCUUAGCUUGGGGCGAUCUUCUUCUUUUGUCCGAGACAUGGUGCGUAUCGUUCGUGUGCAGGAGACGGACUCACGACAAGCCAUCAUUGCUUUAACGAAUACCCUGGCAGCACGGGAAGGUUGCAAAACAUGUUGGAGAGGGGUCUUAUUAAGAUGGCUGAACCAAAGUGAGAAGCAAGAAGCGCGAUGGGGCACUGCCAUCAUCGACCACUUGAUCCAAACCAUGGAUCCUGCGACAUGGCUCUCCUUCAUGCAAUCACUGGAGAAGAUCUUCGCCGACAUCAUUGCCGAUAGCACCAACAAACACGAGUUACCGUCUCUACUUCAGCCCCAGAUUUUGACUUGGGUAUCGCAAGUAUCAAAGUUCGGGCCCACCUUAACGAAGCUCGAAGAAGUAUCCGACAGUUCAUUCGCAGUACGUCAAAUGUUAUCUUAUGGUACCGAACCACAAAGGAAACAGAACCUGGCCAUGCUUUCACAUCUCCAAAAAGCGGAAGGGAAUUCAGCCGAGAGAAUUAUGCAAAACAUUGUCAUAUGGGUACGCGGUCGAAUGUCGGAUAUGCGCGAGGUCAUUGAGUAUUUAUCUAAACUACUGGACGCACCAUAUGAGGCUAUAGAAGCUUGCAACGAGAUUUGGGAUGCGAGAUGUGGAUUUCUGGACAUACCUGGUCUUCCUACUCACGAGCAAGCUGUUCUUUCUCGGAUCGUCUCGAGAGAUGUUGUCUACUACGACGGCGCGUCCAAACAGUACAAGAUCAUGACGCAACCAGACUCAUUGACGCCAAAGAAGAAGAAACCCCUUCAAACAAUUGCCAAGCGAAGAUACGACAUCCCACUAGCUGUGGCUGAGGUCAUGGUUGCUGGUUGGAUCCAAGACGACGACGUAGCAGCAGAGACGAAAACGAUCAUCGAACGCCUCGCUCAGCUACUCAAGUUGAAAGUAUACAAGCAGACCAUCCCUCAAGUCACGCUCUCUAAAGCAACAGAAUUCUGGGAUAGCAUCGAAGCAGAGAUCAUGCAAGAAGCCGAACGCCUCGAAGGGCUAAAGCGAACACUGAAAGCGAAAGACCCCUUGCAGACAGCCUUGCUGAUCGAGGAGUACAAUAUACCCGAUAGCAAUCUGCUGGAAGAUGAAAUACAAGAACUACCUUCCGGCAUCAUCGAUCUAGUUGAACUAAUCGAUGAUGACGAGAUUGAGAUGAGCUUCACACUCGCUUCCUACACUGAGCUACAACGAAGCGCAAUGGGCGUACCGAGCACAGCGAACAACCUUCUCUUACGGCUAACCAUCGAUCGGUAUGGGAGUAAGCCACCCGCGUUCUGUGUGCACUACGACAGUGACAAGGGUAUAGAGACUGAUCAACAUUUCCCGUGGAUCUGUGUUGCAACUUCCAAUGCACCACACGGUAAUGUGUGUUUCUCGAAGCAGAGCGUCUUCGUAUGGCAGAUGAACAGGCAUAUCCAUCGGUACCUUCGCGCGGGGAACGUAUCGUUAAGAGGGCUGUACGGCCUCGUCCAGACUAUGAUCGGAGAAAUGGGGCAAAGAUGCAUCUCCUGCGGCUGCCGCCACAAAGGGAGGAGCACGCAACUGCGGAGAUCUACACCAUGUUGGACUGUCGCAUGUCAACUGCUAUGGUACGCCCUCCCCCUCGACGUCCGCAUCCCCGAAAUCCGCACCGACAUCUUCGCCGUCGACAUGCUUCUCAGCUCUGUCUACAGCGCCGCCAUGGCCAACAAAGCCGAGCUCCUCCCUAACUGUCCCAUCCACCCCAUCAGCACCGUCAAAACCAUACUCGAUAGUCUCCCCAAACUGUCCGUCAUCCGCGACGCAGUCCACAUCUCCACUGUCCUAUCCAGAUACCACGCCGACGCUGAGAAGCUCAUCUCAUGGGCAUACUACAGUACUAUUUCACGGUACAUCACUCGACCGCCUCCCAGCAAUCCUCGCUAA